UGAAACGGCCACGCGAUUUCGUGCCCUGAAACCCGCGAUUACGGCAACGAUUAGAAAUUAAUACAGGUUUUGAUAUUACAAGCCAACAUGGUGCCUGUUUUGCUUCGUCACUCUCCGUCCACUCCAUCCCAGCAUCAGAAGAGAUUCUCGGAGGGCGAGGGCAUCCUCAUCUGAACAUCUGAUCUGCUCGCAACGGAGAAGCCAGGAAGGUGUCACAAGAUCAGUGCAUCCAGGGCUUCCUACUAAGGUAAGCCCUAGCUCCUCCCCUCCCCUCUCUCUGGAGUGCUAAUCUUCAGGGUACCUUCAUCAGCCUGCUACUGUACUCUCUCUUUGCCCUUAUCUGCUCCUCCACUUUGUUUGUCUUUUGUUUCCUUGUGUCUAGCACCCAAGAUAUUAUCGUUAAAUCGUUUGAACAAUAUAUGUUUUGUAUUUUAUUUAUUAUAGGCUUGAAAAGUUUCAGUGAUCAGUGACGCAUAAAUGAAGGUACUCGGGGUAGUUCCUUUUAGCUUCCCGCAGUCCAUUUUAACAUGGGAAAGCAGACUCUUCUCACAUGAAACAAACUUCUGAAAUCAUACUGUGUCUACAGACAAUUAGUCAAGCUUUUUUUAUUCAAUAAUUGCCAUUGGUGUCUACUCGUUGUUUUCUAGUGGAUUGUCCAGACUAACGAAUGCGAAUCAUGAAACAGCGAAGAGUUUAUAAUGCAGGUAGGACUUUGAUAUCACAUUUAGUAGACGCGCAUUGCCAACCCUGAUUUGAGCAGUCCUCAUGGAGCAUUUCAGGAGAGGGGUGGAGCUUGGGAUGGCCUCCUUCCAGAGAUGCCAUCCGCUGUCAUGUCAAAUGGCAGAGAGCGCACCAUUCGAUGCUCAGAAGGCGGCUAUCCGCUGUAAAGAGAAGUCACGGCGUUCUAAGUGCGGCCACCCCGAAGAGAUGCCGGUCAUCCCUGAGCAGGCCAUGGAGUACCUCUCUCGUACAUGGAGCCCCUCCUCCUCGGAUCUCUUCCAAAUACUCUCCCCCAGCAGCCUAGGAUCGUCACCGGAGGACUCUGAGCGAGAUGAAGCAGGAGGAGACAGAGGCGAAGACGAAGAGAAGCAUCUUGACACGGUUCAUUCCAACGGAGGAACAAGCCAACUGUUCAAUCAGACUUGGAGAGUUGUAACCAGUGGCAAGCCUAGCUCCAGACAGCGCCGGCAGAAGCUAGUCCAGCCUGCCUGGCUCAACGUUGGGAACAUGAAGGCGAUGCUGCGAGGGUUCCUUCUGGACAGCGUGCCGGUCACCGGAAGCCGGCGGAGGAGGCGGAGGGACGAGCUGCGGCUGCACUCGGCGCAGGCACACGCGGCCGUUUCGGUGGCGCAGCUCGCUGCGGCGGUGGCAGGCAUCGUGUCGGUGAGCGACCUGAGGCCGGCCGCGACGGCCAGCGCCGGCGACAGGAGGCUGGGCACGGUGCUCGCGUCCGCGGCGGCGCUGGUGGCCACCGUGUGCGCGGAGGCCGCGGAGACCGCCGGCGCCAACCGCGGCCGCGUCACGUCCGCCGUGAGGAACGGCCUCGAGAGCCGCUCCUCCGCGGAGCUACUCACCCUCACGGCCACCGCUGCCACAUGUCUGAGGGGAGCUGCAGCGCUGAAGCAGAGGGUAGCCGACCUCAGGGGAAUCGGCACCAGCAGCAACGACAUGGCCAUGAGCAUCAGCGCUGGCAUCCAGAAGGGCACGACCCUCAGAGUCUGCCUGCCUUGUGGGAGGGUGCGGGUGAGGACGGUGUCCGUCUUCCCUCAGCGCGGCGGCGGCGUGGUGGCGCUGAGGCUGGGGAAGAAGCGCCUCCACGGCGCGUUCGCCACCUACAAGGACUAUGCGGUCUCGGCGGUCGGGGAGGGCGGCGGCGAGGCGGUGGUGGAGGGGCGGCCGGCGUUCCCGGUGGCGCUGGUCACGGAGGCGGAAGGGGCGACGGUGCAGCUGCUGUUCGAGCACCAGACGCCCUGCAAGAUCUGGAAGGCCGCCAUCGAGGGGAUGCUAGCCGAGCAGAAGCUCAAGCGCGGCAGCAACUGAACUGACCGCGGACUGUUUGUGUUUGGGCGCGCGUACAAUAAUCCAGCACGCAUCUGUACUUGCUGUGCCGAUCUUCCUACACUUCUACUUGAUCGAGUAGAUUUUUUUUUUAGAGGAGAAUUGCUGUUCUUUCUCUAUGUGUAGUCUUGCGUGCCUUGCGUCUUGUAUCUGUGUAGUAUAAUGUAUGGGCGUGAGUCCAAGCUGCUGUAGAAUUUUGAAGAGGAUGAUUAUCUACUGUUACGGCUUAGCAUUUA
Panicum virgatum (switchgrass) is the source of this 2294-nucleotide messenger RNA. RefSeq names its product VAN3-binding protein-like. The transcript has 10 exons. Bases 766 to 2040 code for a protein of 424 amino acids. Gene Ontology annotation, biological process: auxin-activated signaling pathway; leaf vascular tissue pattern formation; phloem or xylem histogenesis. The record is from RefSeq and is a predicted model, not a curated record. NCBI's taxonomy places the organism in Eukaryota, Viridiplantae, Streptophyta, Magnoliopsida, Poales, Poaceae.